Molecule: messenger RNA, 4314 nt
Organism: Xiphophorus maculatus (southern platyfish)
Lineage: Eukaryota; Metazoa; Chordata; Actinopteri; Cyprinodontiformes; Poeciliidae
Gene: peds1a
Product: transmembrane protein 189-like
Exons: 6
Coding region: 308-1159 (283 amino acids)
Source: RefSeq, a predicted model, not a curated record
AGUGUUAUUUUGUUUAAACGCUUCAUUCCUUCACAUGAAGGAGCUUUUUAAAGUAUUUCAGUUUUCCGGUUAAACAUUAAAGCAGCGGUUGGUGGUUGGUUAAAAGUAGGUCUGUGUGUCAGCGGAGCGUUUCCGGGUUCUGCUGCCGAGUUGCCAUCACCUGCUCCAGCCUCCUUCCUCCUGCUAAGUCAGCGUCAAGCAGCUCCGGAGGCCCGGACACGGAACCGACCCAGCAGCCGAUAAGCUGGCCCGGUCCAUGUCUGCUCGCUGAAAGCCUAAACCAGAGGAGGGACAGCGGGCAGCGGCGAUGGCGGCGUCGCUUCUCUCCGAGACCGACAUCAGGCACCGGUCCAUGGCGGAGGAGGAUCCGAACGGGAACGAGCAUGGUGCGGCUGCCCGCAGCGCGGCGCCUCGCUGGGGGCCGCAGCACGCCGGGGCCCGGCAGCUGGCCCGGCUCUACUCCCCAGGUAAACGAUUUCAGGAGUGGGUUUGUGUGAUUCUGUGCCUGUUCCUCUUCAUCAUCAACUUCUUCUUCCUCCUCCUGCACUUCUCCACCGUUCACAUCUACAAGAUCAUCCUCGGCAUUGUUUUGGGAAUAGUGACGGCAGAUUUUGCCUCGGGGAUUGUCCAUUGGGGAGCCGACACCUGGGGAUCCGUGGAUAUUCCUGUUGUUGGGAAGGCUUUCAUCCGGCCGUUCAGGGAGCACCACAUCGACCCGACCGCCAUCACUCGGCACGACUUCAUCGAAACCAACGGCGACAACUGCACGAUCCCCAUCCUGCCGCUCGCCCACAUGGCCUACAGGUUCCUCACAUGCACACCAGAGGCUUUGGCGGCGUCUUACCCCUGGGACUGCUACUUGUUCGCCUUGGCGGUUUUUGUGACGCUGACCAACCAGAUCCAUAAGUGGAGCCACUCCUACUUCGGCCUCCCGCGCUGGGUCACUCUGCUGCAGGACUGGCACCUGGUGUUGCCACGGAAACACCACCGGAUCCACCAUGUUUCACCACAUGAGACGUACUACUGCAUCACCACAGGAUGGUGCAACUAUCCACUGGACCAGCUGGGCUUUUGGAGACGGAUGGAGUGGCUGAUUGAACAUCUGACGGGCCAGAGACCGCGAUCCGACGACAUGGCGUGGGCCAAGAAGACCGACUGACGGACAAACCCAGUGAAACCAGUAACAGGGGAGAAUCAGGCGUGUAAAUGCAAAUAUGCAGAUGUAGAAAUGAUGGACAAAUGUUUAGAAACAGAGACAAACUUUUUUUUUCUGGUAUCGCUGCGCUUCUCGCUUUUUUUCUGCUUCAGAACAAACGACGUGUUCAGAGAAAGAAAGUCUUUGUUGUUGGUGUAAAAGCUUUCUGGAUGUUCUGCAUCCAUCGGUUUGUCUUUAGACUCCUGAGGUGUUUGUUUAGUCGUGUUUCAGGUUUCUGGAGGUUGGGCUCUCCAGAAGAGACGCUGAGCUGUUUGGGACCAGCAGCAUUCGGUUACCAUCUUUAUUUUAGGUUUCUUUCUUGGUUUAUUGGGUAAUUUUUUUGUCAGAACCCACAAAGCAGGUGGAAUUAUGUUUAAAAAAUGGCUACAUUCUCACAAAAGUGUAAAAAUCUGCUAAUUUUAUGAUGUUUCCAUCUAAUAUUUUGGGAUCUAUAUUAACUUACAAGAUUUAACGUAUAUUUACUGAGUUAAACACUUGAUCUUCAUGAACAAUCAAAAAUCCUAAUAACUCCAGUUGGAUGUUAUGAUUUGUAUUCAGAUGUUUGUUAGAUCAGACCAGACUUAGACUUUAACUUUUAAGAUUUUAGAUGAAUUCAUUCUUUGCUAGAAACAAACCACAUUGGGAUCCAGAGGAGCAAUCAACUAUAAAUAUCCGUCCAACUCACAUAAAAUGGGUAAAAAUUACAAACAUAAGAUCCUAAUGUUGGUUCAUCACUUCAUUCAUUAACUUAAUCAUCGAUCCCUCAACCUCACCCAAAUUGACCAACCAAAUAGACCACCCAUCCAACCAAACGAACCCCAACUUAAAUCUAUUAACAAAUCAACCAACCACACCCAAAGUGAGCACCUAGCCAGACCCAACUGAAUCAGCCACUCAACAACCCAAAUUAACCAAUGCAACCCAAAUUGAAUAACCAACCCCACAAAAUUCAACCACCCAAUGAAGCAACCCCACCCAAAUCCCCAACCAAAUAGACCACCCAUCCAACCAAACCAACCCCCACUUAAAUCUAUUAAGAAAUCAACCAACCAACCAACCAACUCCACCCCAACCAGCCCAAUCCACAUAGACCAACCCAACGUAAAUCUAUUAACCAACCAAAUCGACAAACCAACAAGCCCCACCCAAACAGAUGAUCCAUCCAACCCCAUCCAAAAUCAACCAACUCCACCUUAAUCUAAAUAACCAACCUCACCCAAAUAAACAAACCAACCAGUUCCACUCAAAUCAGCCACCCAACCACCUUAAACCAAAUAGACCAGCUCCACUUAAAUAUGUUAACCAACCAACCCCAAAUCAGCAAAUCAAUCAACACCACCCAAACAGAUUCCACGACAAAACCCACCGAAAUUGUCAACCAAAUCCUAAAUUUCAAGGACAAAAUUAAACCAAAUCAAGUUACCAUUGUUGCAGGUGCUUGUAAUGACAGACGCAACUCACUAGGUGGCACUCUUGGCAAAGAGGGUAACAUAUUUUCACAUUUAUCAGUAAUGUAAUGUCUAUCUUUUCAUAUACUGACAUAUAAGCUUACAGAUGUGUCUACAUUUAGGUAGAUCCAUCAAAAUGUGCAGCAUUUUAUUUAAUAUGAUGUCGGCAGUGAUGGUAUAGUACAGUAUGUACAUUUUCCAAAUAAAGGCGAAAAAAACAACUAAAGGAUGUUCUCUAUUAAAAAUAAUGUGAUUUUGGUGAAAUGAGUAGAAGCCCCUCCCCCUUUCUGGACCUCCAUAUAUUGGCCCCUCCCCUUUUUUGAGCUCCAUAUUUGGGCCACUCUUUACUACUGAAACACCAGUGGUGAUGCCAGACACAGGCCAGAAAUGUCUUAUUUUACACUCACUGAUGCAUCGACUGUAUGAACAGUCGAUACAUCAAAACGUAGGUAUUUCUGUCUACUUUCACCCAGUGAGUCUCCCGCUGCUGUCAGACUUACAGUUUUCUGUCAGAUCAGCUCAGAGUGCAGAGAGCACUCACCCGUAAUAUAAUUCACCUUCAUUAUAUGUCUUUCUAAAUUGGAACAUACAGUCUCGGUCACUUGUUGUAUUUUCUACAUAAAACAGUACAAACUCUUAAAAAUGUACAUGCGUGUCUACCAGAAGGUUCUGGAGCUCCUGGUUUAACGAUUUUUUGAUACGACUUGUGGUUUUUCCGCAGCAUCUAUUUAUUUGAGUGUUAAAUUUUUUGUCUCUGCUCUCUGCCAGAAAUCGCCAUAGCAACCAGUGACUCAGCAUUUUCUCUGGUUCUUCUGUAUUAAUCAAACAGGCUUGGUCACACAGACCGUGAUAAUUUCAGUUAUUGUGUGACUCCUAAUUAAAAUUGAUUAAAUCAAGAACUGGGAGGUUCUUAGGAAAAACAGGAAAGGGGUUCUAGCUCAGACUUUCAAAAUAAAAACUCCAGACAGCUGCAGUGUCUCUUCAAAAUUUCUAACAUUUUAUUGAUCAUGAAACGAGAGAAUCUAGACUGAAAAUAAUGUGAAUAAAACUUUAAGAUCUUCCAUUUACCAAAUAAAAAUGAUGUUUGUUUCAGUUGUGACUUCUGGGUUUACAGCUCAGUCACAUUUAUCAGGUCGUCGGAACCGAAAAUAAAAUGUAAAAGUUGGUCUUUGAUGCUGCUUCAGAUGUUUUCAUUAAAGUGAUCGCUUUAUUGGCAGCAGAGGGAGGCCGUUUCUGACUGAACCCGAGCAUGAAGUCAAUUUUCUGGAGGAAGAAACUCCCAGCUCCGCUCUGACGCUCGAUCAAAUGAGAAAUGGGAAAAUAACUAUUUUGGUUUUUGCUUCUGUAACCGUCCGCUGCAGAGUCGAGCUGCUUCACUCUUGGCUUAAUUUCUGAAAGCUGCUCCAAUCACAGAUCAGCAAAAACAACAGCAUUUUAUGGUUGCACCAAGUAAACGGCGUCUUUAAUGCUUCACUCAGAUGAAAUCACAGAGGAUGCAUGCACACUGACAGAACGACUCUGUGUGUUCUGUUGUUUUUCUCUGGCUUUAUAAUUUUCUAUUUUUUUAUGAACAGAUCGAGCCUUGUUAGUUUCCAUUUUGCAGCUCGCUGCUGGUUUGCCUUAAUGUUUUUAUCUGCUGUUUGAUUUGAAUAAAGAUUUAGUAACUCCUGA